AUACAAGUUCGGCAUUUUGAGCAAAGGUUUUCAUGGAACUAUGCCAUGCGUCGUUCGCGCAAAUAUCUUCUUCCGUGGCGCCAUGAGUUAACCACUAUUUCACAACCAGUUACCAUUCUUAAAUCUUGUGCUUUCCUUCACCUUAACCACGUGAUUGUGGGACCCACACACGCGCCUUGGCAUUCUCGCUUCGCUUCUUCUAUCUAUGGCGGAAACCGACCCUUCCUGGGUGCUCCGCAACCUCACCCGCGUUUCCACCCAAAUCUCGUACCUCUCCUCCUUCAAGCCAAUCAUCAGGACCCAAUGCUGCGACCUCGCUCGCCGCAUACGCUUCCUCGCUCCUCUCUUCCUCGAAUUGCAUGACAACGUUGAGUUGACGGGUGCCGUUUCCUUCCACGCACUUCAGGAAGCGCUCUUCAAGGCCAGGGAUUUGCUCCAAUUCGCCACCACUACAAGCCAGGUUUUCAUGAUACUGGACAGAGAGCAAGUUAAACACAGGUUCACAGAUGUUGCUGUUCGUUUUGAACAUGCCAUGAGGAAGAUCUCCUUUGAUGAGCUUGAUGUUUCUGAAGAAAUCAAGGAACAGGUUGCACUUGUGACCACUCAGUUUAGAAGAGCUAAAGAGCAGUUUGAUCCACUGGGUCUUCAGCUUUAUGAACAACUUUUGUCUGUGUACAACCAGAGCUAUGAUGUGAAGACUGAAACUGCUGAACUACGUUCAAUCUGUGAAAAGCUACAAUUUAUCAAUGUGGAUGAUGUCAAGCAAGAGUCACUUGCUCUAGAAAAGAUGGGCGGAGAGAGGUGGGAUCAUUCUCAGAAAAGGAUACAGGAUAUGUCGUUGGUUGUGCUGAAAAAAAUCCAAGAUUUCUUAAUGGUGGAAUCAGGAAACAUUAUUGUGUCACCAAGUGAGAAUAUAUCUCGACAUACUGAUGAGUCAUAUGUGAAAUCAUGUACGCAAUCACUGGUUAUACCUGAUGAGUUUCGCUGUCCAAUAUCUCUAGAGUUAAUGAAAGAUCCUGUUAUCAUUUGCACAGGGCAGACAUACGAACGAUCUUGUAUAAAGAAAUGGCUUGAAGCAGGGCAUGGAACUUGUCCCAAGACUCAGCAGAUUCUUUCCACUCCCAUCCUCAUACCCAACCAUGCUUUAUAUGGCCUGAUAUCAAGUUGGUGUGAGGCAAAUGGAGUGGAACCACCUAAAAGGUUAGGGAAUUUAUGGCUCUGUAAGACAACAUCGGAUGGAUCUUCUGAAUUAGUGGAUCUUGAUAUCUUAGUGAGCAAACUUUCUUCCAGAGGUAUUGAGGAUCGACGAAAUGCUGUAGGGGAGGUCCGACUUCUUGCCAAGCAAAAUAGUCAAAAUAGAAUGCUGAUUGCCGAAGCUGGUGCUAUACCUCGCCUUGUUGGUCUCCUCUACACACCUGAUGCUGGCAUCCAAGAGCAUGCAGUUACUGCUCUUCUGAACUUGUCUAUCUAUGCGGACAAUAAAGAGCGUAUCAUGGCUUCUGAGGCUGUGCCAGGCAUCCUUCAUGUGCUAGAAAAUGGUAGUAUGGCAGCCCGAGAAAAUGCAGCAGCCACCUUUUUCAGCCUUUCUGCGGUGGAUGAGAACAGAGUAGCAAUUGGUGCAUCUGGAGCAAUCCAGGCAUUAGUUACUCUAUUUUGCGAGGGAAGUACAAGAGGGAAGUUGGAUGCUGCAAAAGCACUUUUCAAUCUGUGUUUAUCUCAAGGAAAUAAAGGACGGGCAAUUAGGGCUGGUAUUGGGCCCAAGUUGAUAGAAAUGCUAAUAGAACCUGAUGGGGCAAUGCGGGACGAAGCAUUGGCAAUAAUGGCUAUAAUAGCUGGUCAUCCCGAUGGAAAAGCAGCAAUUGGAUCUUUGAAUGUUGUAUCCACUUUGGUGGAAUUAGUCAGCAAUGGAUCUCCCAGGAACAAAGAGAAUGCAACUUCAGUGUUGGUUCUCCUCUGUCAUGGAGAUCCUCUAAACUUGUCAAUUGUCAAUUCGCCUAGGGUGAUCAAUAUUCUCUCGGACUUGAAAGAAAAAGGUUCAGAAAGGGCCAGGCGGAAAGCUGGCCAGCUUCUUGAGUUAAUAGGAAAUCAUUGUGAACAUACUAUGAAAACUUCUAACUAGAUUUUAGGUGCAUCUGUUGUCAUUUUAAGUUACAGCAGCAGCACGGUUUGUGAUCAAAGAUAUGAUUUAUACUAUAGGAUACUAGUAUAGAAUCCCCAAUAUUUCCUUUUGAUUUUUAGUUUAAAGGAAAUUUCAAUUUACUCUACUAAUUAUAUAGCUGAAUUGAAACAGUUGUGCUGUAAAGCUUGCAAGAAGUGUUAAGGUGUCUGUUCGACACACUUGAAAUACGGAUAUUUGUUGACAUGAGAAAAAAAUUAUAUACUUCAUCCGAA
Molecule: messenger RNA, 2391 nt
Organism: Vigna umbellata (rice bean)
Lineage: Eukaryota; Viridiplantae; Streptophyta; Magnoliopsida; Fabales; Fabaceae
Product: U-box domain-containing protein 13-like
Biological process (GO): protein ubiquitination; cell surface receptor signaling pathway
Molecular function (GO): protein binding; ubiquitin-protein transferase activity
Source: RefSeq, a predicted model, not a curated record